AUGGCCGAUCCAUUUGCGCCUCGCUCUAUGAAGCGAAAGAACGUCAAGGGUCUCGCCUUGACUCCCGCAGCUCCCAAACCUCCACCAACUGCCGAGAAUGCCAACUUCGGCGCCCCGCGAGGCAGGGACAAGGAUGACGAUCAAACGGCGCAGUUGGAAAUUGGAAUCGAGUUCAACCUUGACUUACGGCCUGAAGAUCUAGACUUCCUCAAAGACUUAGGCUCAGGAAAUGGUGGCACAGUUAGCAAAGUCAGGCAUAUCCCAACGAAUACGGUGAUGGCACGAAAGGUCAUUCACGUCGAGGCGAAGAGAGAGAUGCGCAAGCGUAUAGUUCGUGAACUUCAAAUCAUGCACAGUUGUCACUCCGACUAUAUUGUGACAUUCUACGGGGCUUUCCUGAACGACAAUAACGACGUCAUCAUGUGUAUGGAAUAUAUGGAUGUUGGAGUUUCCAGAGUCUUCGGCCCCGUUCGAGUCGACGUCCUAGGCAAGAUCGCAGAGGCCACCCUCGGCGGGUUGACGUAUCUUUAUUCUAAGCAUCACAUCAUGCAUCGAGAUAUCAAGCCUUCUAAUAUUCUUGUAAACUCAGGAGGCUCGAUCAAGCUAUGCGAUUUUGGUGUAUCAGGCGAGCUUAUUAACUCUAUUGCUGACACAUUCGUCGGUACAUCCACCUACAUGGCGCCAGAGAGAAUUCAGGGCGAGAAGUAUACUGUGAAAUCUGACGUUUGGAGUUUUGGGCUCACUAUCAUGGAGCUGGCUAUUGGCAAAUUCCCCUUUGCCGCCAGUGAACAGCUGUCAGAUGCAGAGAGUGCGCCAGCUGGAAUUCUAGACUUACUCCAGCAAAUCGUACACGAGCCGGCGCCUAAGCUACCCAAGAGCGAUGCCUUCCCUCAAAUUCUUGACGAUAUGAUCCAGAAAUGUCUUUACAAAUCGCCAGAAGAGCGGCCGACACCACAAGAGCUUUUCGUCAACGAGUAG
Messenger RNA from Phaeoacremonium minimum UCRPA7, 978 nucleotides. Its product is annotated as putative ste ste7 mek1 protein kinase protein. Gene Ontology annotation, molecular function: protein kinase activity; ATP binding. Gene Ontology annotation, biological process: protein phosphorylation. Bases 1 to 978 code for a protein of 325 amino acids. The record is from RefSeq and is a predicted model, not a curated record. The transcript is spliced from 4 exons. NCBI's taxonomy places the organism in Eukaryota, Fungi, Ascomycota, Sordariomycetes, Togniniales, Togniniaceae.